UUGUGACGUAAUCACCCAGCGCCUCAGCUCCACAUGUCUUCCUGCUGAAGUUUAUGCUGUUCUGGUUAAGGAGUCACCAUGGCCAGGCAGUGGUCUGAGGGCCACUCCACCCCCAUCCUGUGUGUUGGAGCUUCUCCGGGUCCUGAAGGCCUCCUCGCUUCAGGCUCCGAGGGCGGAGAGGUGACCGUGUGGAGCCAGGAAGGGACCAUCAUCGGCAGACUCACCCUCCCCGGGGAAGAGGACAGCACGAGUGUCGUGUUCUCACCUGCGACCCCGGGUCAGCUGUACGUGUCUCACGGAGAUGCUGUGAGCGUCCUCGACCCCAGGAACCUGAGGGGCCCCGUGGAGGAGUUUCAGGGUGCGGGCGAAGAGGAGAUCAAUGCUUUAGCUCUAAAUGACACCGGCUCAGCCCUGGCGGUGGCCGAUGACUCCGGGGCAGUGCGGGUGCUGGAGCUUCCUGGGGGAAAAGUGUCCAGGACUCUUCGCAGACACACCAACAUCUGCUCGUCUGUGGCUUUCAGGCCUCACAGACCCAACAACCUUCUGUCUGCUGGACUGGACAUGCAGGUGAUGCUGUGGGGUCUGCAGAAGACCCGCCCUCUGUGGACACUCAGCCUUCAGGACAUAGCGGAGGACGAAGACGAUCACCAGCAGCGUCCUGGUCAGCUCUUUAACCCACCACUGGCUCACUGCGUCUCAGUGGCGAGCUGUGGGAACAUUGUGGGCUGUGCAGCAGAGGACGGUCGGGUUCACCUGAUGCGGAUCGGCAGCGGCUCUAAAUUGGAGCAGCAGGGCGCAGUGAAAGCUCACAGCCAGGGAGCCUCACAAGCCCACUUUGUUAAUUUACCCUCCCAUCCAUACUGGCUCGUCACCGGGGGGAAUGACGGCCUCGUCGCCCUGUGGGACCUCAGUAAGCACCCAGUCGUGGCUCCAGAGGAAAAAGCCAAACCUAGAGUGGCCCAACGCAGGAAGGGUAAGAACAAGACAAAGAGGAAAGAACCGUCGCAGGACCAAGCAGAGACGCCACUGAAGGCUGAAGCAGAGAAGGAAGAAGCGGAAGUGGAGGAAGAAGCUGCAGAGGAUGUGACCGACGACAAGUCUGGGCCCAAACUGAGCAUCAGUCACGGGGACAAGGUGAACUGGCUGUGCCCUGUGGUGCUGAGAGGAGAACACUGUGUGGUUGUAGCUGAUCAGAGCUGCAGUCUGACUGUCUACCCUCUGUCUCAUCUUUAGAGUCGUGCACUUUACACCAUGUUCCUAAAGCUCUUGUUUUGGUCAUGGCUUUGCUUUAGUCUUAGUUUAAAUGCUUGUUUGUUAGUUCUUUUGUCAGAUUGCACAAUCCUGUGUGUUGCUGUUAGGACCCGCCACUCAGCUGCUGCACGAUUUGUCUGGUCUAUUAUAUGUGGCUUCUAAUUGAGAUGUGUGGAUCUUUCUCUCCUUUAAGUCUGAACUGAGGGCAAAAAAACAAGGUCUGAACCAUAGACUGUAUAUAAAAAUGUUCCAAUCUAGAAAUUAAGCCAAAAUAUCCUGGACAUAAACUGUGAAUUAGUGGAUAGAAGAUAUAGCUGCUGUAGCGAGGUCCCAUCGAUACAGACUCAAACAUCACAAGUUAGUUUCACCCCAUUUUCAUAGCAUUAAAUAACUAAUUAAAGCAAAGUUUAACAUUUAUCAAACCAUCUUUGAGAAAAAAAAUGUUAACCUGUAUUUUGAUUUCUUAGUUUAGUCCCAUCACUUUAUAUGAAGGAGCCAGGGUUUGUGACCAAUACGAAAGCCAGCCACCAGUGGGCGACCAAGAUGCUUUGGCCUCACUGUUGUUUAGCCGACAUGUGGUUAAUCUUUAUAUACAGUCUAUGAAUUAAACUGUGCAGAACCAGUAUUGUAAGUAGAUGUUUACAGCAGAGAUCAAACCCCACAAACACACCAUUUAACUUAAUGUGUAAUCAUUUUAAUGCCAUCUUCACUUGUUUGAUUUGGCUCAGUGUGUGGUCCUAUAAAAAUGUCUUUGAAAUGUACUUUGUCUGAAACUGGAGUUUUUUUAUUUUUCUUUAAUGUUGAUGGUCUGUGAAAAUACCACAUUAGAUGAAAAGAAAUCUGCUUUUCAUGUUUUACCAAGUCUGUUGUGUUUCAUAGAAUUAAAAGGACGUGUUCCACUCCUGA
Platichthys flesus (European flounder) is the source of this 2157-nucleotide messenger RNA. It is a transcript of the gene wdr53, whose product is annotated as WD repeat domain 53. The record is from RefSeq and is a predicted model, not a curated record. NCBI's taxonomy places the organism in Eukaryota, Metazoa, Chordata, Actinopteri, Pleuronectiformes, Pleuronectidae. The transcript has 3 exons. Gene Ontology annotation, molecular function: protein binding. The coding region runs from base 79 to 1233 and encodes 384 amino acids.